Messenger RNA from Chrysochloris asiatica (Cape golden mole), 2349 nucleotides. It is a transcript of the gene ITGB7, whose product is annotated as integrin, beta 7. Gene Ontology annotation, molecular function: integrin binding. The transcript has 14 exons. NCBI's taxonomy places the organism in Eukaryota, Metazoa, Chordata, Mammalia, Afrosoricida, Chrysochloridae. The record is from RefSeq and is a predicted model, not a curated record. Bases 1 to 2349 code for a protein of 782 amino acids. Gene Ontology annotation, cellular component: integrin complex; cell surface; focal adhesion. Gene Ontology annotation, biological process: cell adhesion mediated by integrin; integrin-mediated signaling pathway; cell migration.
AUGGUGGCUUUGUCAAUGGUUUUGGGGUUCCUGCUGGCCCUGAGCAGAGGUGAGGCCACAGAACAGAGGAAUCCUGACCUGCAUAAGACGGGGUCCUGCCAGCCAGCCCCCUCCUGCAAGGAGUGCAUCCUCUCACAUCCCACCUGUGCGUGGUGCAAGCAACUGAACUUCACCGCCUCUGGGGAGGCGGAGGCAAGGCGCUGCGCUGGGCGAAAAGAGCUGCUGGACCGGGGCUGUCCUUUAGAAGAGUUGGAGGAGCCCCGCAGUCGGCAGGAGGUGCUGGAGGACCACCCGUUCAGCCAGGGCAUUCAUGGGGAAGGGACCAUCCAGCUGGCGCCACAGCGGGUCCGGGUCACACUACGACCGGGAGAACCACAGCGACUCCAGGUUCGCUUCCGCCGGGCAGAGGGAUACCCUGUGGAUCUGUACUAUCUCAUGGACCUGAGCUACUCCAUGAAGGACGACUUGGAGAUUGUGCGCCAGCUGGGGCACGACCUGCUGCUCAGGCUGCAGAAGGUCACCCAUUCCGUGCGCAUUGGCUUUGGCUCCUUCGUGGAUAAAACAGUACUGCCCUUCGUGAGCACAGUGCCUUCCAAGUUGCGCCAUCCCUGUCCCACCAGACUUGAGCCCUGCCAACCGCCCUUCAGCUUUCACCAUGUGCUGUCCCUGACGAAUGAGGCAAAGGUCUUCGAGCGGGAGGUGGGGCUCCAGAAUGUGUCCGGCAACCUGGACCUGCCUGAGGGUGGCUUUGACGCCAUUUUGCAGGCUGCAGUCUGCCAGGAGCAGAUUGGCUGGAAAAACGUGUCCCGGCUGCUGGUGUUCACCUCAGAUGACACAUUCCACACAGCUGGGGAUGGGAAAUUGGGUGGCAUUUUCAGACCCAACGAUGGACGCUGCCACUUGGAUAGCAAUGGUCUUUAUAGUCGUAGCCCAGAGUUUGACUACCCCUCUGUGGGUCAGGUAGCUCAAGCCCUCUCUGCAGCAAAUAUCCAGCCCAUCUUUGCUGUCACCAGUGCCACCCUGCCUGUCUACCAGGAGCUGAGUAAAUUGAUUCCUAAAUCCACAGUCGGGGAGCUGAGUGAGAACUCCAGCAAUGUGCUGCAGCUCAUCGUGGACGCUUAUAAUAACCUGUCAUCCACUGUGACCCUUAAACACGUUUCACCUCUUCCUGGGGUCCACAUCUCUUACGAAUCCCAUUGUUCUGGGAAGGAGGGUGACGCUGGGAACCAGGGCCAGUGCAAUGAUGUCCAAAUCAACCAGAUGGUGAAUUUCUCGAUUACUCUCCGAACCACCAGCUGCUUUGAAGAGCCCCAAUUUCUGAAGUUUCGGGCUCUUGGCUUCUCAGAGGAGCUGACUGUGGAGCUGUCUACACUGUGUGAUUGUAAUUGUAGUGACAACCAGCCUCAGGCUCCCUACUGCAGUGAUGGCCAGGGGCAACUGCAGUGUGGGGUGUGCAGUUGUGUCCCUGGGCGUCUUGGUCGGCUCUGUGAGUGUUCUGAGGCUGAGAUGUCCACCUCAAAUCUGGAAGCUGGGUGCCAGGCCCCUAAUGGGACAGGCCCUCUGUGCAGUGGGAGGGGACGGUGCCAGUGUGGACGCUGUAGCUGCAGUGGACAUAAUUCUGGACACCUAUGCGAGUGUGAUGAUGCCAGCUGUGAGCGGCACAAGGGCCGUCUCUGUGGAGACUCUGGCCGCUGCCAAUGUGGAGUGUGUAUAUGCAAUGCCAAUUACACGGGCAAAGCCUGUGAGUGCAGCACAGCUGUGGACAACUGCAUCAGUCCUAAAGGAGGUAUCUGCAGUGGGAAUGGACAAUGCAUAUGUAACCACUGCCAGUGCAACAGCAGCUACUAUGGUGCUCUAUGUGACCAGUGCUCAAGCUGCAACACAUCCUGUGAGACGCAUAGGGGCUGUGCAGAGUGCUGGGCCUUUAUGACUGACACCCUGGCCAAAAACUGCAGCCUGGCUUGUAAACAUGUCAAUGUGACUCUGGCUUUGGCUCCUAUCCUGGACGAUGGCUGGUGCAAAGAGAGAACCCAGGACAACCAAUUAUUCUUCUUCAUGGUGGAGAAGGCCGAUGGCAGGGUUAUGCUGAGAGUGAGACUCCAAGAAAAGGAAAAAGACCAUACCCAGGCCAUUGUGCUAGGAUGUGUAGGGGGCAUCGUGGCAGUGGGACUAGGGCUGGUCCUGGCUUACCGGAUCUCAGUAGAAAUUUAUGACCGCCGGGAAUACAGUCGCUUUGAGAAGGAACAGCAACAACUUAAUUGGAAGGAGGACAACAAUCCUCUCUACAAAAGCGCCAUCACAACUACCAUCAACCCCCACUUUCAAGAAAAAGAAAGUCCUCCUUCCUGA